UUUAACAACAUUUUCUCUCGUAUUACCCCAAUACAAUUUAUUCACUGCGCCGUGCGCCCUUCACUUUCUCUGCAAAUUGACUGCUGCUGGAGUUAAACCUCAUUUUCCAUGGUGAUGUUGGAGCUAGCUCGUGUAUAUCUCGACUAAUCCAGAGAUUAACUAUUACCUCCCAUCAGCGGAGGUACUUGGUAAUUCUGCUCACGAAAGUUUACACAGAUUGAAAGAGUUGGCCUAGUGUCGACUCCGCAGGAUUUGUACGACCAAAGGAUGAGCUUAAAUGGAGCGACACGGUCCGUGAGGAUUCAUAUAACCAACCACAACUUGUUUGGGAUUGUGGCAUAGUUGUUGUUGAAGAAUCUCAGCCAUCUGGAAGCAAUCUUUCUAUGUGCACUGGAUGAUGCUCAAUUUCAAGCUGCUAUCUUAAAUCAGCUUCGAUAAACAAUGCCUCCAAGCUCUAGGGUCGAUGGUGCCUUUCGUGCUAUGAAAGCUAUCGGGAUUUCUGGAGACAAGGUGAAGCCAGUGUUGAAGAAACUGUUAAUACUGUAUAAUAAAAAUUGGGACCUUAUACAGGAGGAGAACUACAGGGUCCUUGCAGAUGCGAUAUUUGAAAACGAGGAAGCAAAGGAAACAGAAAAUAAAAAGUCAUCCGAGAAUUCUGAACAAGAGGAGCUUAUGCAUGAUGAGCCUGAACCACCUCUGAAAAGGCAGCGGUUAAAAAAUCAAUUAAGUCAACCAUAUGUUUCUCCUGAAUCUCAUGUGCAAAUCCAGCCACUGGGUGUUCUAGAUUCCUCUCAAUCCAUGGGCGACGAAUCACAGGCCGCAUCUUGUCCAUUACUUGGUAGAAACAAAGGAAAACAACCUAUUUCAUCCAAUUCUUUAGUACCACAGGGAGGAUCUCCUUUAUCUCAGCCUUCUAACAUAGACAAGAGCCUUCCAGUUUCUAGAAGAGCUGGAUCUAUUUCUGGUAAUGGAAUCCCAGUGUCACCUACAAAGAAAUCCAAUGCUAACCAUGCUUUUAUCAAACCUAAGGAUGAGCCGAUCACUGAUGACCUGCCACAUCUUGAAGUUCCUCUUGCCGUCAUCCAUCCAGGUUCAUCGAGUAAAAGUGACACAUUGCCAAAUGUAGUUGAGUCAGAUACAAAUGAUGGAAUUCCACCUUGUCGAGGAGUACCUAACAGCAAGCCUGAAACAAGCGCUGUUAAAUCUCCAACUGGCCUGGAGAUAGCUUCCUCACUAUCUGGAGAGGUGAAAAUUAUCUUGAAGUGUGGCCCGGUUCUUGGAAGAUCAGAUUUCCACAUGCCUGCUCUCGAUAAAGUAGUGAAGUUAAUGGAGGAUAAAUAUCUCAAACAAUACAAAGAACUUGAUCCUAAUUUUUCCGUGAUGAAGGUCAUGGCAGAUGUUUGUCAGUGUUUUUGGGAAAUGGGCACUGAAUCAACAAAUAAAUAAUCCAUCAAAUAUAGUCUCAUUAAGUUAAAGGAAUUUUUUUUCCUAUGAAGCAUGGAGGAGGAGGAAUGAGACUGGUUCAGUAGCAGGUUUACAUUGAGCUUACAACAUUUUGUGUUUGAGCUUAACAACAUCUUCGUAAAUUCUACUUUUUUUUCUUCAUGUUUUUUUUCUUCCUAUGCAUCCGUUAUUGCUGUUGACGCUGCUAAGAACCUUCUUGCCUUUUUCAUAUGAAGAAAGGGUUGGAAAAGUGUAUUAUGUUAGUGGAUCUAUGGUCUUUGAAAGUGAAGGCAUAAUUCACCUGAUUAUCUGCUUGUCUUGUAAAGAUGAACUCCUCAUAUGUGCA
Molecule: messenger RNA, 1789 nt
Organism: Nicotiana tabacum (common tobacco)
Lineage: Eukaryota; Viridiplantae; Streptophyta; Magnoliopsida; Solanales; Solanaceae
Product: putative inactive histone-lysine N-methyltransferase SUVR2
Source: RefSeq, a predicted model, not a curated record